Molecule: messenger RNA, 883 nt
Organism: Pseudovirgaria hyperparasitica
Lineage: Eukaryota; Fungi; Ascomycota; Dothideomycetes; Acrospermales; Acrospermaceae
Exons: 3
Coding region: 13-435 (140 amino acids)
Biological process (GO): tetrahydrobiopterin biosynthetic process
Molecular function (GO): 4-alpha-hydroxytetrahydrobiopterin dehydratase activity
Source: RefSeq, a predicted model, not a curated record
AUCUUCCAUCCAAUGCCGUUCAUACUGUUUGUCGGGCUAUCUAAACACGGGUUCGGAUGCUUCGCGCUCCAGCCGGUUCCUGCUGGUACGAAGAUAGCGACAGGGGAAGACGAAAACAAGGUAAAGUCCGAGCUUGAAGAGCUGGUGAGCAGCGGAUGGCAGCUCGACAAGAAUGAAGUACAAGUAGCGAAGACAUAUCAUCUGGCUAGUUAUCGCAAUGUGAAAUUCUUAUCACUCGAGAUCAUGUCGCGAAGUCAAGUUAGGAACCAUCAUCCGGUGCUGACCACUACCGUACAUUGGACGACCCAUAAUCCUCCCGGCCUCACUGAGAAGGAUACAUACAUGGCUAAAUACUGUGAUGAUGCGGCGGAGACAAUAGGCACGGUGGAUCCGGAAGAGUCAAAGAAAUGCGGCUCUACGAAGUCGCAAAUCUAAGCGAAUGAACAGUUAUGCUCUCUUUAUGACUUUCAAAUUCUAAAAUUCAACAUAAUGGGGCGGUUUUUGAAGAUAUAGGCCGUUUACGCCAGCUCACAGGAAUGGUCUAAGGCUGUGAUAGAGCCUCCAACAAGGUUACCAUCUAACUUGGAAGACUGCGGCGAUGUCCUGUUCAGCCUCUGAUGGCAAGGCAUGUGAUGACCGUAUUCUGAGUAGCAUGCCGGGUGCUCAGAAUAGGCAUUCUGAUCAAGGCACCUUGGCAGAACUAUAUAGGCUCCUUACACCCGACACUUAGUUGUCAAUUUGAUCAUUGAUACUCACUGUGACGCCUGCUCGACCUUGUUGAAGCGCCUCAAGCACAUACUCUAGGGAUAAGCUGCUCCUGCUCUUCGAAGCAUAAAGGUUUAUUACAUAGCCCUUGCUUUAUUAAAUUUAUACUACUUUUCAU